This is a messenger RNA of Dictyostelium purpureum, 531 nucleotides long. RefSeq lists its product as uncharacterized. Gene Ontology annotation, cellular component: TIM22 mitochondrial import inner membrane insertion complex. NCBI's taxonomy places the organism in Eukaryota, Evosea, Eumycetozoa, Dictyosteliales, Dictyosteliaceae. Bases 1 to 531 code for a protein of 176 amino acids. The transcript is spliced from 2 exons. Gene Ontology annotation, molecular function: transmembrane protein transporter activity. Gene Ontology annotation, biological process: protein insertion into mitochondrial inner membrane. The record is from RefSeq and is a predicted model, not a curated record.
AUGAAUAUUUCAGAUGAAGAGUUAAAGAAAUUAAUUUCAGAAAAUGCUCAUAGAUUUAUGAACGAAAGUAAUAGAGCAACAUUCUUACCAAAUAUAAGACCUAUUCCACCAUACGAUGAAAUGCAAUUUAAAAUUAUGGACAAUUGUAUCGUACAUGGUGUCAGAGGUUUGGUAAUGGGUGCUGGUUUUGGUUUCUUUUUUGGUGCAUUAUUUACACCAAAUUCAGGUUUCAAUCCAGAACCAACCACUCCAACACCAAUUUGGAGACAAGUUAUCGAUGGUUUUAAAGAACAAGGUAGAAAUGGUGUAAGAAGUGCUAAAAGUUUAUCUGUCAUUACAUUAGUUUACACUGGUACAGAAUGUGCUAUCGAAAAAGCAAGAGGAAGAACAGACAAAUUAAAUCCAAUUUAUGCUGGUUGCACAACUGGUGCAGUUUUUGCUGGCAGAGCUGGUCCAGUUGCUGCUGCAGGUGGAUGUGUUGGUUUUGCUGUAUUUGGUAUGAUUAUGGAUCACUUUAUGUCAAGAGAUUAA